Molecule: messenger RNA, 480 nt
Organism: Prunus armeniaca (apricot)
Lineage: Eukaryota; Viridiplantae; Streptophyta; Magnoliopsida; Rosales; Rosaceae
Source: the annotation of a GenBank genome assembly
AUGCGUCCUGUGAUUGCUGUUGAUGCUACCCAUUUGAAGUGCAAGUACAAAGGUGGUUUGUUUGUUGCCACCGCAUUUGAUGGAAAUCGUAAUAUAUAUCCUCUUGCCUUUGGGAUUGGAGAUUUAGAGACGGAUGCGGCUUGGGAGUGGUUUUUCACAAAACUACAUUGUGCAAUUGGUGAUUGCUCGAAUCUUGUUGUCAUAUCUGAUCGAAAUCUUAGCAUAGAAAAUGGGUUGAAAAGAGUUUUUCCUGAGGCAGCACAUGGUGUUUGCUUUUAUCACUUGAAGGGCAAUAUGAAAGCCUCAUUUAAGUUGAAGAAGCGGGAUCCGAUAUUGGGGUUUUUUGUGCGGGCGGCUAAGUCUUACCGUCUAGCAGAGUUCAAUCGUUAUUUCUCCAUGAUAAACAACGAGCGAAUGCAAACUUAUCUAGUACGUGCAGGGCUCCAUAAGUGGUCUCGAGCCCAUUGUGAUGGACGAUAA